Molecule: messenger RNA, 1134 nt
Organism: Caenorhabditis briggsae
Lineage: Eukaryota; Metazoa; Nematoda; Chromadorea; Rhabditida; Rhabditidae
Exons: 6
Coding region: 1-1134 (377 amino acids)
Biological process (GO): GDP-mannose metabolic process
Molecular function (GO): GDP-mannose 4,6-dehydratase activity
Source: RefSeq, a predicted model, not a curated record
AUGGAGGGUCUCGAAGCGUGUAUCGGACAGAGUCACGAAGUGAUGACCACUCCAGCAGCAGAGUUAGCGGCAUUCAGAGCACGCAAAGUGGCUCUGAUAACUGGAAUUUCUGGACAGGAUGGCUCCUACCUUGCCGAACUUCUUCUCUCCAAGGGAUACAAAGUUCAUGGAAUCAUCCGUCGUUCGUCUUCUUUCAACACCGCCCGUAUCGAACAUCUCUACAGUAAUCCAAUGACUCACAAUGGAGAUUCUUCGUUCUCUCUUCAUUACGGAGAUAUGACCGAUUCGUCGUGUUUGAUCAAGUUGAUUUCGACGAUUGAGCCAACUGAGGUAUACCAUUUGGCUGCUCAGUCCCAUGUCAAAGUCUCUUUUGAUCUUCCUGAAUACACUGCUGAAGUAGAUGCCGUCGGAACUCUUCGUCUUCUCGACGCCAUCCACGCGUGUCGUCUCACCGAAAAAGUGCGUUUCUAUCAAGCGUCGACAUCGGAGUUGUACGGAAAAGUACAAGAGAUUCCACAAAGUGAAAAGACUCCGUUCUAUCCAAGAUCACCGUAUGCUGUUGCUAAAAUGUAUGGAUACUGGAUUGUUGUCAACUACCGAGAGGCUUAUAAAAUGUUCGCAUGCAAUGGAAUUCUCUUCAAUCAUGAGAGUCCGCGUAGAGGUGAGACCUUCGUAACCCGUAAGAUCACUCGCUCCGUCGCCAAAAUCAGUCUUGGUCAACAAGAAUCGAUUGAACUCGGAAAUCUGAGUGCUCUUCGUGAUUGGGGACACGCCCGAGAGUACGUCGAAGCAAUGUGGAGAAUUCUUCAACACGAUGCACCAGAUGACUUUGUGAUUGCGACUGGAAAACAGUUCAGUGUCAGAGAAUUCUGCAAUUUGGCAUUCGCUGAAAUCGGAGAAGUAUUGGAAUGGGAAGGAGAAGGUGUUGAGGAAGUGGGAAAGAAUAAGGAUGGAAUUGUGAGAGUCAAAGUGUCACCAAAGUAUUAUAGACCAACUGAGGUUGAGACGCUUUUGGGUAACCCAGAAAAGGCGAAGAAGACGCUCGGAUGGGAGGCAAAGGUUACUGUACCGGAGCUCGUUAAAGAGAUGGUCGCCAGUGAUAUUGCACUCAUGAAGGCCAACCCAAUGGCUUAA